UCCUCACCAGCCAAUAACAGAGUAGGUGCCUGUUAUUUUGGAACCUGCCUUGGGCAGAGAAGUUGCAUUGCAUGUACGUCCUAGAAACAGCAAAAGCAGCAAGGGCUGGAGACAGAGAGAGGGGCCUACAGAAGAUGACGGAAUACAAGCUGGUCGUUGUUGGAGCUGGUGGCGUGGGCAAGAGUGCGCUGACGAUACAGCUGAUUCAGAACCAUUUCGUAGAUGAAUACGACCCUACAAUAGAGGAUUCGUACAGGAAGCAAGUAGUCAUAGAUGGCGAGACCUGCCUCUUGGACAUUCUAGACACAGCCGGCCAAGAGGAGUACAGUGCAAUGAGGGACCAGUACAUGAGGACGGGCGAAGGCUUUUUAUGCGUAUUUGCUAUCAAUAACACAAAAUCUUUCGAAGAUAUUCAUCAUUAUAGGGAACAAAUAAAAAGAGUGAAAGAUUCUGAAGAUGUCCCCAUGGUGCUAGUAGGAAACAAGUGUGACUUGCCUUCGAGAACCGUAGACACAAAACAAGCUCAGGACUUAGCUAGAAGUUACGGAAUUCCUUUCAUCGAAACCUCUGCGAAAACGAGACAGGGCGUUGACGAUGCCUUCUACACAUUAGUCCGGGAAAUCCGAAAACACAAAGAGAAGAUGAGCAAAGACGGUAAAAAGAAGAAGAAGAAGUCGAAGACAAAGUGUAUAAUUAUGUAAAUGCAAUUUAACCCUUCGUCCUCAAGGUGUACGGUCGGCAAACGCGAUUCAUUUUUGUACCAUUACACUAAAUUAUUAGCACACACGUUUCUAAGCAUUACUUUAAAACAAACA
This is a messenger RNA of Lacerta agilis (Sand lizard), 815 nucleotides long. RefSeq names its product KRAS proto-oncogene, GTPase (gene KRAS). Gene Ontology annotation, biological process: Ras protein signal transduction. The transcript has 5 exons. Gene Ontology annotation, molecular function: GTPase activity; GTP binding; GDP binding. The record is from RefSeq and is a predicted model, not a curated record. NCBI's taxonomy places the organism in Eukaryota, Metazoa, Chordata, Lepidosauria, Squamata, Lacertidae. Bases 72 to 701 code for a protein of 209 amino acids. Gene Ontology annotation, cellular component: plasma membrane.